GAGUAGAAGAACAAACAAUAGAUGAAAGGAUAUCAAUCUUUCCGAAUUACAGCCCAGAAAAUGGUUUAAAUUGUGAUGCUGUCGACUUCAACGAAGAUAAAAUAUUCGGCACCUUUGGUUCUCAAUUAGGGAC
Entrophospora candida is the source of this 133-nucleotide messenger RNA. The record is from the annotation of a GenBank genome assembly. Lineage: Eukaryota; Fungi; Glomeromycota; Glomeromycetes; Entrophosporales; Entrophosporaceae.